Molecule: messenger RNA, 1230 nt
Organism: Trichoplax adhaerens
Lineage: Eukaryota; Metazoa; Placozoa; Uniplacotomia; Trichoplacea; Trichoplacidae
Exons: 11
Coding region: 1-1230 (409 amino acids)
Biological process (GO): protein phosphorylation
Molecular function (GO): protein kinase activity; ATP binding
Source: RefSeq, a predicted model, not a curated record
AUGCUAUUACACCCUACGUUAAAAGCACACGAUCAGAAAGCAAAAGCCCAUCUCGAUCCCGAGAUAAUAUUCACGAAAUUAGAAAAGAUUGGUAGAGGUUCUUUUGGUGAAGUAUAUAAAGGUAUAGACAAUCGCACAAAUGACAUCGUUGCUAUCAAGAUUAUUGACUUGGAAGAUGCGGAAGAUGAAAUCGAAGACAUACAACAAGAGAUCACUGUUCUUUCGCAAUGUGACAGCAACUUUGUAACGAAAUAUUUCGGUUCCUAUCUCAAGGGUACCAAAUUAUGGAUUAUAAUGGAGUACUUAGGCGGUGGUUCUGCUUUAGAUAUGAUGAAAGCUGGUUCUCUCGAAGAAACUUAUAUAGCAUCGAUCCUACGUGAAAUACUUAAAGGUUUAGACUAUUUACAUUGCGAAAAGAAGCUUCAUCGAGACAUUAAAGCCGCCAAUGUACUUAUGUCCGAAAGCGGCGAAGUCAAAUUAGCAGAUUUUGGUGUUGCUGGUCAACUAACUGAUACCAUGACAAAACGGAGCACGUUUGUUGGUACUCCAUUUUGGAUGGCGCCUGAAGUCAUCAAGCAGUCCUCGUACGAUUCUAAGGCGGAUAUCUGGUCUCUAGGUAUCACUGCUAUUGAAUUGGCAAACGGAGAGCCACCACACUCAGAGUUGCAUCCGAUGAAAGUCUUAUUCUUGAUACCGAAGCAUAAUCCUCCAGAAUUGGAAGGAAAUUACUCAAAAACUUUUAAGGAAUUUGUAGCUGCCUGCCUAAACAAAGAUCCAGCUGAUCGGCCUACUGCUAAAGAACUUUUAAGACAUAAAUUUAUUAAAAGCGGCAAAAAAGUAUCUCAUCUGGUUGAGCUCGUUGACAGGUACAAAAGAUGGAGAGCAGACGGAGGAGAUACCAGUAGCUCUGAAGAUGAUGCUGAGCCUAAUGAGGAUGGGGAUGAUGUUGAAGAGUGGAAUUUUGGAACUGUUAAAACCCAACGUACUGUUAAUAAUGACGCCACUCAAGCCGCUGCGGUUAUACGUGGCUUGUCCCUUGAACCUAAAAAGAAGGCCUCAGUUCGAUUAGACUCUAUUGUUAUGCCUGUUUUACAGGAGCUCAAAGACAAAUAUGCAUUACAAAGUGGCACCAUUGAGACCUUAAAGGCAGGAUUUCGUGAAGCUGAAGCGGCUACUUGCGGUAUAACUGAUCAAUUUAUAGAAAGAAUUCUUGUAAGAGUUGGACGGUAA